GCCCGGGAGGGGCGUGGAGCUGGCGGCGGCCGUGCGCCUGCGCCGUCGCGCGGCUAGGGCGUGUUCCUGGUCUCCGAUCUUGGUGUUGCACCGAUCCAGUGCUGCACUUUGCCACCCCGGUGCAUCCAGCAGGCUCUCCACGUCCACCGGUCAGGUGCUGCCCUCCGCGAACAUGUCCAAGUCUCUGAAAAAGUUGGUGGAGGAGAGCAGGGAGAAGAACCAGCCGGAAGUGGAUAUGAGUGACAGGGGCAUCUCCAGCAUGCUGGAUGUCAACGGCUUGUUCUCCUUAGCUCAUAUCACACAGCUGGUGCUCAGUCACAACAAGCUAACAACUGUGCCCCCAAACGUAGCCGAACUGAAGAACUUGGAAGUGCUUAACUUCUUCAAUAACCAGAUUGAAGAGUUGCCCACCCAGAUCAGCAGCCUGCAGAAACUCAAACACCUAAACCUUGGCAUGAACAGGCUGAACACACUGCCUCGAGGAUUCGGCUCUCUCCCAGCUCUGGAGGUCCUGGAUCUGACUUACAACAACCUGAAUGAGCAUUCUCUUCCUGGAAACUUCUUCUACCUUACCACCCUGCGUGCACUCUAUCUAAGUGACAACGAUUUUGAAAUCCUGCCGCCAGAUAUUGGGAAGCUCACGAAGUUGCAGAUACUUAGCCUCCGGGAUAAUGACCUGAUCUCACUGCCUAAGGAAGUUGGCGAGCUGACCCAGCUUAAGGAGCUCCACAUUCAGGGGAAUCGUCUGACCGUGCUGCCCCCAGAGCUAGGAAACUUGGAUUUGACUGGGCAGAAGCAGGUCUUCAAAGCAGAGAACAAUCCCUGGGUCACUCCAAUUGCUGAUCAGUUCCAGCUUGGCGUUUCCCACGUUUUUGAAUAUAUCCGUUCUGAAACGUACAAGUACCUCUAUGGCAGACACAUGCAGGCGAAUCCAGAACCACCCAAGAAGAAUAAUGACAAAUCAAAAAAGAUAAGCCGGAAACCCCUGGCAGCCAAGAACAAAUGAGGAGCAGACCCGCAGGCUUCCAGCCUCCUGCCUUGACUCUCUUGUCUUCUCUUGCUCUGUCUCACAAAUAAACACAAUGUGCAUGUGGCUUUUUUUGUAAAAAAAAAAAAAAAAAAAUUCUUUUGGUAGGUGGUACAUUUUUAUAAGGUCUUAAAUCCAUUACCAUUUCCUUUAAAUUGCCAAAGGCAGGAAACAAAGCUCUAAUUCUACUGCAAAUUCCAUGGUAGGCGCAGGUUUCAGUGCCUUGAAUAGACAUCACAAGGCUGCUUAUGAUCAAAAGAAUAAUUAAAAUCAUGUAACCACUUAAAUGUCACAGUUAACACUUUUCAUUCUUUCUGUUUAUUCACAUAACUCAUUAUUUUGCCUUAUUAAAAAUCUUCCUUCACCGCCAAGCUAUUGUGUUCAUUUAACUUCCAAAUGACUUUAAUAAAAUCUUGAAUUUGUAUCACAUAUUUCUUCUUGACUAAAAUAAAGAAUAAUCUGAUGUUAGGGUAUCUACAUUUUUGUUUACCCCCCCUAAAAAAUGACCUCAUCUAAUUGUAUUGGUUGUAGAUGAUAAUCUCUGACCCUUUCCAUGAAAGAAAUGUAAAAUGAAAUCAGUUUCUUCUCACAUCAAUUUGUUAGUUUUUCCUUUGAAGUCUGUUUCUAAAUUAGGAAGGAGGAGAAAAACAUCUCUAGGAGAUUCUGCCAAAGGAUUUUGGAAAGCAGCAUUCCUUCACCGAAGAAACAGUGACUUUGCCGGUGGCUGGUAGACGAGCCGAGAAACGAGAGAGAAAAACUCAAGUAUGUUUUUUGUCGCUGGAGAGAAUCUGUUCACAUCAAAGCAUUCUUCGAAGAGACUCUGAUGCCAGAGAAGUUGGACAAAUGUGCACAAUCACACCAGACCAGUGUGGAAACCGCCUUUGCAGAGUCACUAAACAACCAGUUGUUUAACAUCUGUGAUAGGCGGUUUUCCUUCUCACGUACAGCAGCACGUGUGGAGAUGAAAAUAAACCCAAACACAGGUUUUGUGCGAACUAAGAGGGCUGCCAGCACCCAAAGGCCUUACAGCCAAAGACAGGUAAGAUGAAAUGGACUCUCAGUGGGUUGUGGGAGACAGACCUUCCCCUUUGCCCUGGCAUCUCCCAUCUGUUUCCCAGUUGAACUCCCGGGGCCAAGACCAUUGCAGUAUGUAGAAGCUAAAGUAAGAACAAAAGGUCCAGAACUUACGGGAGCACGAACUUUCCCAGUCAGCGGACUUUGUAUUUCGACCUUUUGCUUCUGUGUAAUAUCCUGAUAUCACAUUACCCAUGGGAGAGGAAGCCCUGGGUGCCCUCGCCUGUUUUGAGAAUUGAGUUGAUAUAUUUUUUACAAAAGCAGAAUUUGUUUUGGCCUGAAUUUUUUAUUAUUGUUAUUUUAAAGCUUGUGAACUUGUAGAAGGAAGAACAGUGCCACCACCAUUGGCUGAAAGACUUCACCUAGAAUUAAAUUAACAACAAAGCAUUAGUAAAAUUGGCACUGUGAAAGAUGCGUGAGAAAUUCUUUUUCUAAAAGAUGAGCUCUCUGGAUCAGAAUAUGAGCAAAACACCUAAAUUUGUUAGGAGGAAAUAUCUCCAAGAAACAUGGAGAUAGAAAUAAAAAGGCAAAAGUUCACUCGUAAUAAAAAAAAUACAAAUCAAAAAUAAGCAAGAGUGUAACAAUGAGAAAUGUGCAAAUAUUUUAAGGUCGUAUUAAAUGUUGGGCGAGUAAUGUGAGGUAAAUAUUCUUCUGUCCUGCUAUGGGGAAUAUAAAUUUCCAGCAAGGUUGCAGCAGUUUAACAAUGUAGGAAAACCCUAAAAUUAUGUACUUGUAGAAUUUUUGCUUCCAAGAGUUUAUCCUGAGGACACUGCCAGAGAUGCAAAGAGCUGUAUUUUUGGCAUGGUAGCCAUAGUGUGAAUGUGAGGGAAAGCCAGGUGACCCAAUGGAGGGUUCAUGGCGUAUCCAUAUGAAGACAUUGACAGUUGUUGAACAGUCUCUAAGGACAGUGGGAGAUACCUAAUUCUAUCACCUUGUUAAGUAGCAUAAUUUUUAAAACUAUGCAAAGAUGAUCCUAGUUUUAUAAAAAUGAAAAUUGUAUUUGUAGUAUGUGAAUGUAAUGAUGCUAGAUAGACCAGGCUGCUAAAUAAUCUCUACAUUGUACACCAAGAUGUUUUAUCUAACUCUUUUUCUAAAAGGCCUCUGCUUUUACCUUACUGCAAUGAGCAUGUACCCUUGUAAUGAGAAACACUAAACACAUAUUUUUCCAAAAUGAAAUUGGCAUAUUAUUGUAUGUUACGUAGUCCAGAAAAUUAAACUUUAUUUUUAAAUUCAAAGCAUAAUAUAAAAUGUCAGAUUAGCAUGUUUUGUUACUAAAAUGAAUUUUCACAUUUUAAAA
Nannospalax galili (Upper Galilee mountains blind mole rat) is the source of this 3398-nucleotide messenger RNA. It is a transcript of the gene Rsu1, whose product is annotated as Ras suppressor protein 1. The transcript is spliced from 9 exons. NCBI's taxonomy places the organism in Eukaryota, Metazoa, Chordata, Mammalia, Rodentia, Spalacidae. The record is from RefSeq and is a predicted model, not a curated record. Gene Ontology annotation, molecular function: protein binding. The coding region runs from base 173 to 1006 and encodes 277 amino acids.